AUGUCGAUACCCGAGCUCCGUGCCCUCUCCCCCUCGGAUGAGAAGGAUGAGAUUGACUCCCUUCCGUCCCUCUCCACCGACGACAUCUACUCCGAGGCCGACUCGGACGCCCAAGCCGAAUGGGAUCGAAGCAUGGAGCAGCUGCAGCUCAUGCUCACCAUGAUGAUUAUUCCAUUUGUUGGCAAGUUCCUGGGUCGCAAGUUUGCGUACUGGAGUUGGACACGGUAUAUGGGAUGGUACCAUGGCGCCGAUGUCAAGUGGACGAAUAAAGCGGCAUUCAACACCGUGGGCGCGAUCGAGGCUGCUUCGAGCUUAUAG
Clonostachys rhizophaga is the source of this 318-nucleotide messenger RNA. The record is from the annotation of a GenBank genome assembly. Lineage: Eukaryota; Fungi; Ascomycota; Sordariomycetes; Hypocreales; Bionectriaceae.